Messenger RNA from Engraulis encrasicolus (European anchovy), 2078 nucleotides. It is a transcript of the gene map4k3b, whose product is annotated as mitogen-activated protein kinase kinase kinase kinase 3b. NCBI's taxonomy places the organism in Eukaryota, Metazoa, Chordata, Actinopteri, Clupeiformes, Engraulidae. Gene Ontology annotation, cellular component: cytoplasm. The coding region runs from base 185 to 2047 and encodes 620 amino acids. Gene Ontology annotation, molecular function: ATP binding; MAP kinase kinase kinase kinase activity. The transcript has 24 exons. The record is from RefSeq and is a predicted model, not a curated record. Gene Ontology annotation, biological process: intracellular signal transduction; protein phosphorylation.
GUUUUUUUCCAUAUCGCCCAGCCCUACAUCAAGGUUAACCUAACCUGGAUUACUACUUUAGCCCGGUUCUUGGCGUACUCCCCAGUGUGGUGUUUUUUUGUGUUUGUUGAUUGUGUUGUUUAUUUGUUUGUUUGUUUGCUCUUCUCUAGGUGAGGACUUUGUGGUGGUGCAGCAGGAGAUUGUUAUGAUGAAGGAUUGCAAGCACUCCAACAUCGUAGCCUACUUCGGCAGCUAUCUCAGGAGAGAGAAGCUAUGGAUCUGCAUGGAGUACUGUGGAGGGGGGUCCUUACAGGACAUAUACCACGUGACUGGGCCCUUGCUGGAGUCCCAGAUCGCCUACGUCAGCCGGGAAACACUACAGGGGUUGUAUUAUCUCCACAACAAAGGCAAGAUGCACAGAGAUAUUAAGGGAGCGAAUAUCCUGCUAACGGACAAUGGCUACGUCAAGCUGGCUGAUUUCGGGGUGUCUGCUCAGAUCUCUGCCACUCUAGCCAAGAGGAAGUCCUUCAUCGGAACGCCAUACUGGAUGGCACCUGAGGUGGCGGCGGUGGAGAGGAAAGGGGGUUAUAAUCAGCUGUGUGACAUCUGGGCCGUGGGCAUCACCGCUAUAGAGCUGGCCGAGCUGCAGCCGCCCAUGUUUGAACUGCACCCAAUGAGGGCCCUCUUCCUGAUGAGUAAGAGUAAUUUCGUUCCUCCCAAACUGAAGGACAAAGUCAAAUGGACCAAUAACUUCCAUCACUUUGUGAAAGUGGCGCUCACUAAGAAUCCCAAGAAGAGGCCCACCGCCGAGAAACUACUGCAGCACCCGUUCGUGUCGCAGCCCCUCGCCCGCACGCUGGCCAUCGAGCUCCUGGACAAGGCCAGCAACCCCGACCACACCCCCUACAGCGACCAGGAGGACGAGGACCCGGAACCAGAGUCGCCCGUAUCUGUGCCUCAUCGGAUACGUUCAACCAGCCGAAGCACCCGGGAGGGGAAGACUCUCUCAGAGAUCAACUUCGAUCAGGUGAAGUUUGAUCCUCCAAUGAGAAAAGAGACAGAACCUCAUCAUGAACCGGAUCUGGAGUACAACCAAGACUCCCCAGGCCUGCUCACUGGAAACAAGAGUCUGUUGAAGUCAGUAGAGGAGGAGUUGCAACAGAGGGGUCACAUGACACACUUAGAGUCUGGGGAGGAUGAGGAUGGUGAUGGGGAUGAUGAUGAUGAGGAGGAGGAGGAAGCGCUCCAAACUACCAACACGACAAUAAAGCGUCCCAAAGUGCCCCCGCCCCUCCCUCCAAAGCCCAAGUCUUUAUCCACCACUCCGCCCAGCCACAACGGGCCAAUCGGAGAGGAGGGGGGCGGCGACGACGGCACCAUCAAGCGCUGCCCCACGUCCCCCGGAGGCUCCGCCCCCACCCCGGCUAGGACCGCCUCCUGCGUGCCUCCCCGGCCCCCGCCCCCCCGCCUGCCCCCGCAUCGCCGCAGCAGUCUAGGUAAUGGGGUGAGUCCCUCUCAGCAGAACGGGGAUCGAGAGCGUCAGUCCACCCUGCCCGUCAUCCCCACCCGGAAGGACAAGGACAAGGACAAGAAAGACGUGCCGAAACCCAUCUGCAAUGGCCUGCCCCCAACUCCGAAAGUCCAUGUGAGUACCCCAGACCUCAGUUACGACACCGACACCGACACAGACAAUACGCCCCAGACCUGUGUCAUCCACGUCACCCAGCUGGAGAGAGACACCAUCCUCGUCUGCCUCGACCGUUGUAUAAAGAUGGUGAAUCUACACGGCCGACUGAAGUCCAAUAGAAAGCUGUCAGCGGAGCUCACCUUUAACUUCCAGAUUGAAGCCAUAGUGUGUCUUCAGGACAGCGUUCUGGCCUUCUGGAGGCACGGCAUGCAGGGACGCAGCUUCAAGUCCAACGAGAUCACACAAGAGAUCUCCGACAGCACACGCAUCUUCAGGCUCCUGGGGAAUGACAGGACGGUGAUCUUGGAGAGCCGACCCACAGAAAACCCCACCGCUCACAGUAACCUGUACAUCCUCGCUGGCCACGAAAACAGCUACUGAGCACCCCCACCCUCACCCCCCAUCAACGCUC